Triticum dicoccoides is the source of this 827-nucleotide messenger RNA. Its product is annotated as protein PELPK1-like. Lineage: Eukaryota; Viridiplantae; Streptophyta; Magnoliopsida; Poales; Poaceae. The record is from RefSeq and is a predicted model, not a curated record. The transcript has a single exon. Bases 83 to 610 code for a protein of 175 amino acids.
GCAAGAGCAGGCUUGCAGUUGCAAUCACUACCCACGCACGAAGCUAAACCGUCUCAAAGAAACUACUAGCUAGCACUGAGCAAUGGCUUCCAAUGCGAGCUUGUUAGCCGUGAUCAUGGCGUGCGCGCUCCUCGGCGGCCACACGUGCCAUGGCGCACGCCACCUGGCCGACACCACCCCGGCGGCUGCCCCACCCGCUGCGGCUGCUGUCCCUGGCCUCCCGGCCGUGCCUACCAGGCCGACCCUGCCGCCGAUGCCGGCUGUGCCAACGGUUCCGGCCGUGACAGUACCACCUAUGCCAACGGUGCCGGCCAUGACAGUGCCACCUAUGCCAACGGUUCCCGCGGUGACUGUGCCCGCCGUGCCUCAGGUGGCAUUGCCUCCUAUGCCGGCUGUUCCAUCCGUGCCCAAGGUGACCAUGCCCCCGAUGCCCGCCGCUGCCGUGCCCAAGGUGACCUUGGCGCCGAUGCCCGCCAUUGUUGUGCCUAAGGUGACGGUGCCACCUAUGCCCGCCAUUCCUUCCAUGCCCAAGGUGACACUGCCUCCGAUGCCUUCUAUCCCAACAUUCAACGUGCCUAUGCCGUUCCUGGCACCACCUCCAUCAGCAUAGGUCUGCCAUGCGCAUGUUGGCGUGUUCGUCAUUUCGGCGGUGGCGCACUCUUCAUGUUUGAUCCAGUCGCUAGAUCACUCGGCAGCUCCUAUGUGAAGUAUUUGUGUUCAUGUUGUAUGUUUCACAUUUCACGUCCUACAUGCCAUUUAGUGUGUGUCGAUUUUCAAGGGUUGUCCCAGUACAUAUGUGUGAUAUAUCUAUGUAUUUACAUGUUAUA